UGCAUGCUGUGCGUCCGUUCGUCCGAGGACUUCCCGUGGUCCGAUCUUGACCAAAUUUGAUUGAUGCUGGUCUGCAAGCCAGAAUCGACGAAUUCCUUACGGAUUGGGAAAGCAGCAAACCCGUGGAAGGAAGAUUGCAUCCUGAUGAAGCUCUUCAACAGCUCAAGAUCUAUGAAACCAGGUUUACUCGUUUGAAGGAGGAGCGUGACAAUGUGGCGAAGGCCAAGGAGGCUCUGGAACUUCAGGAGCCUGGUGGUAUGAACACAUCUGAAGAUCGAAUGCAAGUUGUAUUUAAAGAGCUCCAAGAUCUUCGCGGUGUUUGGUCUGAAUUGUCUCGUAUCAGGUCUCAGAUUGAUGAGUUACGAGAGAAACCCUGGCUGUCAGUUCAACCCCGUAAACUGCGUCAACAGUUGGAUACCUUGAUGUCUCAACUCGAAGAAUUAUCUGCUCGUCUGAGGCAAUAUUCGCCUUGUGAAUAUGUUACACGCACUCUGCAGAGCUACACCAAGGUGAAUGUGAUGAUUGUGGAACUGAAAUCUGAUGCCUUAAAGGAACGUCACUGGAAGCGCCUCAUGAAACAGUUGCGUGUUUCUUGGGUCCUGUCUGACUUGACUCUUGGUCAAGUCUGGGAUGUAAACCUUCAAAAGAAUGAAUCUGUUGUCAAAGACAUCAUUCUUGCAGCUCAAGGAGAGAUGGCUCUGGAAGAGUCCUUGAAGAAGGUGCGUGAGUCAUGGCAGAGUUAUGAACUUGACCUCGUCAAUCACCAAAACGAGUGUAGACUCAUUACGGGUUGGGAUGACCUCUUCAACAAAGUGAAGGAGCAUAUCGAUGCCAUUGGGGCUAUGAAGUUGUCUCGGUGCUACAAGGUGGUUCAAGAAGAAGCUUUUACAUGGGAGGAGACGUUAUACCGCAUCAAUACACUUUUCGAUGUCUGGAUUGAUGUUCAAAGAAGAUGGGCAUACUUGGAGGGAAUCUUCUCAAGAAGUGGUAAUAUCAAAACACUCCAACCUCUGAAAACUGCUCAUUUCCAGAGUCCCAGCUCUGAGUUCGUAGGAUUGAUGAAGAGGGUUUCAAAGUCACCAAUGGUAAUGGAUGUCUUGAACAUCCCUGAUGUUCAGCGUGUGCUAGAGCGUCUCGCUGACCUGUUAGAAGAAACUCAAAAAGCCCUCGGAGAGUACUUGGAACGGGAAAGGACAUCAUUCCCGAGGUUUUACUUCGUCGGAGAUGAAGAUUUACUUGAGAUCAUUGGUAAUGGCAACAACAUUCCCCAAAUAAGCAAGCACCUCACCAAGAUGUUUGCUGGAGUUGCGAAGUUUAUCUUGAACAAAGACAAUACCGUCAUCACAGGCAUAGCCUCUAGGGAAGAAGAGGUGACCUUUACGACUCCUGUCUCUACCAAAGAACAUCCGCAGGUGAAUGAGUGGCUCUCCCUAGUGGAGAAAGAGAUGAGAGUCACACUGGCCUCUCGUUUGGCUGAAGCUGUUCAAGACAUCAAGCAAUUUAAGGAGGGGUCCAUUGACCCUAAUGCUUACAUGAAGUGGUGUGACAAAUAUCAAGCGCAGAUUGUUGUUUUAGCAGCACAAAUUCUGUGGAGUGAAGAUGUGGAAAGUGCUCUCCACCAGAUUGCCAGUACAGGUGGUGAACCGAACAUGGCUCCUUUGGAAAGUGUGUGGGGCCAGGUUCAAAAAACUCUUAAUGUACUGGUCGAUUCGGUUUUGCAAAAACAACCAGAACUUCGACGCAAGAAGCUUGAGCAUCUCAUCAACGAAUUUGUCCACAAGCUCACAGUGACAAGGAGAUUAAUUGAUAACAAAACGUCUGGGCCUAAAGCUUUUGAGUGGCUCUGUGAAAUGAGGUUCUACUUUGAUGCAAGACAGACUGAAGUGUUGCAGCAAUUGACCAUCCACAUGGCAAAUGCUAAGUUCUUUUAUGGCUUUGAGUAUCUGGGUGUGCAGGAUCGCUUGGUUCAGACUCCGCUAACAGACACUUGCUACUUGACCAUGACGCAGGCGCUUGAAGCUCGUCUUGGAGGUUCUCCAUUUGGACCUGCUGGUACAGGAAAAACUGAAUCAGUUAAAGCACUUGGUCAUCAACUGGGAAGAUUGGUUCUGGUUUUCAAUUGUGAUGAAACAUUUGACUUCCAAGCUAUGGGAAGAAUUUUUGUUGGUCUCUGUCAAGUUGGAGCAUGGGGUUGCUUUGAUGAGUUUAAUCGACUUGAGGAGAGAAUGCUUUCAGCGGUUUCACAGCAGGUGCAAACAAUUCAGGAAGCUCUGAAAUCUCAACAAGAUGGCAAGAAAGAAGGAAUGAUCUCUGUGGAGCUUGUCGGGAAGCAAGUUAAAGUGUCAACAGAUAUGGCCAUUUUCAUUACCAUGAAUCCUGGUUAUGCUGGACGUUCAAAUCUACCUGAUAACUUGAAGAACCUCUUCAGGUCUCUUGCCAUGACUAAACCAGACAGACAACUCAUUGCUGAAGUGAUGUUGUUCUCUCAGGGCUUCCGCUCUGCAGAAAAGCUUGCCUGCAAAAUUGUGCCUUUCUUCAAGCUUUGCGAUGAACAGCUUUCUAAUCAAUCUCACUAUGACUUUGGUCUAAGAGCUCUUAAAAGUGUGUUGGUAUCUGCUGGAAAUGUGAAGCGCGAUCGCAUCCAGAAAAUUAAAGAAGAUAUGAAGUCUCGUGGAGACUCAAACAUUGAUGAAGCAAUGAUUGCUGAGAACCUCCCAGAGCAAGAGAUUCUGAUCCAGUCUGUGUGUGAGACCAUGGUGCCCAAGCUGGUGGCUGAGGACAUUCCCCUGCUGUUCUCCCUGCUUUCUGACGUGUUCCCCAAUGUGGAGUACACGAGAGCAGAGAUGGCCGGACUCAAAGAAAAAAUAAGAAAGGUCUGCCAGGAGGAGUAUCUUGUAUGUGGAGAGGGAGAAGAACAGGGAGGUGCUUGGAUGGAAAAGAGAUACGCAGGAGAAACAUGGGUUGAGAAGGUUCUUCAAUUAUAUCAAAUUUGCAAUCUUAAUCAUGGACUGAUGAUGGUAGGCCCAAGUGGAUCAGGCAAGAGUACUGCCUGGAAGGUACUUCUUCGCUCGCUGGAAAGACUGGAAGGCACCGAAGGAGUCGCUCAUGUUAUUGACCCCAAGGCCAUUUCCAAAGAAGCCUUGUACGGUGUUCUUGACCCCAACACUCGAGAAUGGACUGAUGGUCUCUUUACUCACAUCCUGAGAAAAAUAAUUGAUAAUGUGAGGGGAGAAAUUAACAAGCGCCAAUGGAUUAUAUUUGAUGGUGAUGUCGACCCAGAGUGGGUUGAAAAUUUGAACUCUGUCCUUGAUGACAAUAAACUGCUAACAUUGCCUAAUGGAGAACGUCUGUCCCUGCCACCUAACGUUCGGAUCAUGUUUGAGGUUCAAGAUCUGAAGUAUGCAACUUUAGCCACUGUGUCUCGUUGUGGUAUGGUUUGGUUCUCUGAAGAUGUCCUGUCAACAGAAAUGAUAUUUGAAAAUUACAUGUUGAAACUUCGAAACAUUCCUCUGGAGGAAUCAGAGGAUGACAGUCUGGGCAAUUUCAAAUCCAGCACUGAGAAGGAUGAUGAUCUGCAGAUUCAAAGAGAUGUUAGCACCAUUCUUCAGCCCUACCUUUCACCUGAUGGCCUUGUUGUGAGAAGCUUGGAGUACGCCAUGAAGCAAGAACACAUCAUGGACUUCACUCGCCUUCGGGCUCUCAGCUCCCUUUUCUCCAUGCUCAACCAAGGUGUUAGGAAUGUCCUUGCCUACAACCAUUCUCAUUCAGACUUCCCUCUGACAAGUGAACAGUUGGAUAGCUACAUUCCUAAGUGUUUAGUAUAUGCACUUCUUUGGAGCUUUGCUGGAGAUGCUAAGCUUAAAGGACGUUCUGACUUGGGUGAUUUCAUUCGUUCAAUCACAACAGUUCCCUUGCCCCCUACAAGUUCAUUUCCAAUUAUCGACUAUGAGGUGACUGUUGUUGGUGAAUGGAGUCCAUGGUCUAACAAAGUAUCCCAAAUUGAAGUGAAAACCGACCAAGUUGCUGCUCCAGAUGUGGUUGUCCCCACCCUGGACACUGUCCGGCAUGAGUCUCUGUUGUACACUUGGUUAGCAGUGCACAAGCCCCUUGUCUUAUGUGGGCCCCCUGGUUCAGGAAAGACCAUGACUCUGUUCUCUGCUCUUCGAGCACUGCCUGACAUGGAAGUGGUUGGUCUCAACUUUUCAUCAGCCACAACUCCUGAGUUGCUUUUGAAGACUUUUGACCACUACUGUAAAUACAGAAAGACUCCCAAUGGUGUUGUGUUGUCUCCAGUACAGCUUGGAAAAUGGCUUGUUCUGUUCUGUGAUGACAUUAAUUUGCCUGAUAUGGACAAGUAUGGAACACAACGUGUUAUUUCAUUCCUCCGUCAACUUGUUGAACACCGUGGGUUCUAUCGAAGCUCAGACCAGGCAUGGGUUUCUUUAGAGCGCAUUCAGUUUGUUGGGGCUUGUAACCCUCCCACUGACCCUGGAAGAAAACCGUUGUCUCACAGAUUCUUGAGACAUGUCCCAGUCAUUUAUGUUGACUACCCUGGAGAGACCUCUCUAAAGCAGAUUUAUGGAACAUUCAGUAGAGCAAUGUUGCGGCUCAUACCUCCACUUCGUGGCUUUGCCGAGCCCCUUACAAAUGCUAUGGUCGAGUUCUAUCUUGUAUCACAGGAAAAGUUCACUCAAGAUAUGCAGCCCCACUAUGUGUACUCUCCAAGAGAAAUGACCAGAUGGGUUCGUGGUAUUUGUGAAGCUAUCAGACCUCUUGAAACUCUCAAUGUGGAGGGUUUGGUACGCCUGUGGGCCCAUGAAGCCCUUCGUCUGUUCCAAGACCGUUUAGUAGAUGAUUCAGAGCGAAGGUGGACGAAUGAAACUAUUGAUGUAGUGGCUCAGAAACAUUUCUCUGGCCUUGAUAAGUCGCAGGCCCUUGCUCGACCCAUCUUGUACAGCAACUGGCUUUCAAAGUCAAAGGACUACGUUCCUGUGAACAGGGAAGAACUCAGGGAAUACGUCAAGGCCCGCCUUGAAGUUUUCUAUGAAGAAGAGUUGCGCGCGAAGAGUGAAGAAGAGUUGGAUGUCCAGCUGGUGCCAUUUGAUGAAGUACUAGAUCAUGUUUUGCGCAUUGACAGAAUUUUCCGACCAUCUCACGGGCAUCUGCUUCUCAUUGGUGUUUCUGGUGCAGGCAAGACCACUCUCUCUAGAUUUGUUGCUUGGAUGAAUCGCCUCUCUAUCUUCCAAAUUAAGGUUCACAACAAGUACACUGGUGAGGACUUUGAUAAAGAUUUGCGUGCUGUGCUCAGACGCUCUGGCUGUAAGGAUGAGAAGAUUGCCUUCAUCUUAGAUGAAUCUGAUGUGCUAGAUUCAGGAUUCCUGGAAAGAAUGAACUCUCUUGUCAAUGGAGAAGUUCGUUGUCUGUUUGAAGGUGAUGAGUACACUACAUUGAUGACUCAGUGCGAAGAGGGUGCCCAGAGGGAAGGUCUCACGUUGGGCUCUAAGGAGGAGCUUUAUAAGUGGUUCACUGGCCAAGUGAUGCGCAACCUCCAUGUCGUUUUUACAAUGAACCCAUCCUCUGAGGGUUUGAAAGACCGCGCCGCCACUUCUCCCGCAUUGUUUAAUCGAUGCGCGGUAGAUUGGUUUGGAGACUGGUCUGAUGGAGCCUUGUUCCAGGUGGGCAAGGAAUUCACCAAUACCGUCGAUCUUGAUCGCCCAAGCUGGAAAGCGCCAGACUUCUUCCCAUCUGUGCACGCUGGACUGCCAGCACAGCCGUCUCACCGUGAGGCAGUAAUAAAUGCCUGCGUGUAUGUCCAUCAGACACUCCACAAAGCCAAUGCAAGACUUGCCAAGCGAGGCAGCAGGACGAUGGCCAUCACUCCAAGGCAUUACCUGGACUUCAUCCAUCAUUUUGUCAAGCUGUACGCUGAAAAGCGCUCAUUUUUGGAAGAACAGCAACUUCAUUUAAAUGUUGGUCUUAACAAAAUUGCUGAGACUGUCUUACAAGUUGAAGAAAUGCAGAAGUCUUCAGAAGUUAAAUCUCAGGAGCUAGCAGCCAUGAAUGAAGCGGCCAAUGCGAAGCUCGAGCAGAUGGAGAAAGAUCGGCAGGAGGCUGAAAAGAAAAAGGUUGAGAGUCAAGACAUCCAGGCUGAUAUUGAGAGGCAAACUGUGGACAUUUCAGAAAAACGAGAUGCUGUGAAGAUGAAAUUGGCACAGGUUGAACCUGCAGUCAUCGAUGCCAAGCAAGCUGUGCAACAAGUUAACAAGAAAGUUGUGGUUGAACUUCGAUCCAUGGCGAAUCCACCUGCCAUAGUUAAAUUUGCUUUGGAGUCUAUCUGUGUAUUGUUGGGACAGAAAUCAACUCAGUGGAAGGACGUACGGGCCACUGUGAUGAGGGAGGACUUCAUUGACAGGGUUCUAAACGUAAAGAAUAUUACUGAUGAUGUUAUACAGAAGAUGCAUGAUAAGUAUCUCAAUAAUCCGGAUUAUACUUUUGACAAAGUAAGUCAUGGCAGUCAGGCUUGUGGACCUCUGGUGAAUUUUGCCAUUGCUCAGGUUCGGUAUGCAAAGAUAUUGAGGAAAGUUGAGCCCCUUAAAAAGCAGCAAUGUGCUCUUGAAAAGGAAGCUACUGAAAACAAAAAUAGGGGUGAGGAGGUGAAAAACAGGAUAGCCCAGCUUGAGAGCAGCAUAGCUUGCCAUACCCAACAACAUGCCCAGCUCAUCUCCCAAGCUGAGGGCAUGAAGACGGACUUGGAGAAUGUGCAGGCCGAGGUGAAACGCUCAGAGGCACUCUUGAAUUCCCUUGUCAGUGAGAGUGGGAGAUGGGAAACAUCAAGUCAAACGUUCAGGUCUCAAAUGUCAACUAUCUUUGGAGAUGUUUUGCUUUCGUCUGCAUUCCUGGCCUAUGCCGGUUAUUUUGACCAACAUUGUCGUCAAAACUUAUUUAAAACAUGGAGUUGUCAUCUUAAGCAAGCCGGCCUGCAAUUCUGUCCUGAUAUCUCUAGGACAGAGUAUCUUUCCAAUCCUGACAAGAGGCUUCGUUGGCAGGCCAAUUCUUUACCUACUGAUGAUCUGUGCACGGAAAAUGCUAUUAUGUUGGAUCGCUUAAACCGGUUCCCAUUGAUAAUUGACCCAUCUGGGCAGGCUACUGAAUUCCUAAUGAACGAGUUCAAACAUAAAAAUAUCUCCAAAACAUCUUUCUUGGAUAAGUCAUUCCAUAAGAAAUUGAAAUCUGCUCUCAGCGCUGGUUACCCACUGCUUGUCGAGGAUGUUGAAAAUUAUGAUCCUAUUCUGAACCCUGUGCUGAACAGAGAGUGGCGCCACACGGGUGGCCGUGUUCUCAUUACUCUGGGCGAUGAAGAGAUUGAUUUGUCACCUUCAUUCAACAAUAUCUUCUUGUCAACUCGAGACCCAAAAGCGGAAUUCCCUCCGCAUAUCUGUUCUCGAGUUACAUUUGUCAAUUUCACUGUUACCCGCAGCUCACUGCAGAGUCAGUGCUUGAGUCAAGUAUUGAAGGCUGAGAGACCGGAUAUUGACAAGAAGAGGUCAGAUCUUCUCAAGCUGCAAGGUGAAUUCCACCUAAGGCUGAGGCAGUGUGAAAAGAGCUUGCUUCAGGCGUUGAAUGAUGCAAAGGGGAAGAUACUGCAUGAUGACAGUGUGAUAACCGCUUUAGAAACGCUGAAGCAUGUGGCUGCUGAAAUCAGCCAGAAGGUGGAAGAGACUGACAAGGUCAAUGCGGAAAUUGAAACAGUGUCUCAACAGUACAUGCCGCUCUGUCAAGCGUGCAGUAACAUCUAUUUCACCAUGGAUAGCUUAAACCAAAUCCACUUCCUGUACCAAUAUUCGCUCCAGUUCUUCCUGGACAUCUUCAGCUCCGUCUUGCACAGCAACCCUCGCCUCCAGAAUGUGACUGACUACAACCAGCGGCUGGCGGUGGUGACCAAGGACCUGUUAGGCGUGUGCUACGAGCGCGUGGCCAGGGGCAUGCUGCACACGGACCGGCUCACCUUCGCCAUCCUGCUGUGCCGCAUCCACCUCAAGGGCGUGCCCAACGAGGCCAGCCUGGACUCGGAGUUCACGUUCUUCCUGCGCGGCAAGGAGGGCAUGCUCAACUCGUCGCCGCCGGCCAUCGAAGGGCUGAACCAGGAGCAGAUCGAGGCCGUGGUGCGCCUGUCGUCGCGCAUUAAUGCUUUCAAGAACCUGUCCAAGAAGAUCAAGGACUCGCCGGAGUUCCCCGGCUGGCUGCAGCAGAGCUCGCCCGAGCAGUGUGUGCCCGCGCUGUGGGAGGAGGACAAGGAGCUGAGCGCCGUGGCCGUGGCCAUGCACAACCUGCUGCUGAUCCAGGCCUUCCGGCCCGACAGGGUGAUCGCCGCGGGGCUGGCCCUGGUGGCCGCCGUGCUCGGCGAGGAGUUCAUGGUGGCGGCGGACCGCGAGCUGGACCUGGCGACCAUCGUGGACGCCGAGCUCCGCGCCAACGUGCCGGCCCUGCUGUGCUCGGUGCCUGGCUACGACGCGUCCGGCAGGGUGGACGACCUGGUCGCCAAGCUGCGCAAGCAGAUCGUCGCCAUCGCCAUCGGCUCGGCCGAAGGCUUCAACCAGGCCGACCGCGCCAUCAACCAGGCGGUGCGCUCGGGCCGCUGGGUGCUGCUCAAGAACGUGCACCUGGCGCCGCAGUGGCUCGUGCAGCUCGAGAAGAAGUUGCACUCGUUGGAGCCCCACCCAGGCUUCAGGCUUUUCCUCACUAUGGAGAUGAACCCCAAGGUGCCGGUCAACUUGCUGAGAGCGGGCCGCAUCUUCGUGUUUGAAUCGCCGCCAGGCAUCAAGGCCAACUUACUGCGGACCUUCAGCACUGUGCCUGCUUCUCGCAUGAUGAAGGCCCCGAGCGAGCGAGCUCGGCUCUACUUCCUGCUGGCCUGGUUCCAUGCCAUUGUCCAGGAACGUCUACGCUACGUUCCUCUGGGCUGGGCCAAGUACUAUGAAUUCAAUGAAUCUGACCUGAGAGUUGCCUGUGAUACUCUAGACACCUGGAUAGAAGCUACUGCAAUGGGUAGGACCAACUUGCCGCCAAAGGAAGUUCCCUGGGAUGCCCUAGUUACCCUGCUGUCUAAAUGUAUUUAUGGAGGCAAGAUCGACAACGAGUUUGACCAGCGGCUAUUGAAAUGUUUGUUGGCCAAGCUCUUCACCCCGGCUAGUUUUGAGGGUGACUUUGCUCUUGUCGCCAAUGUGGAUGGGGUUGGUGGAGGCCCUGGGGGACAACGGCACAUCACCAUGCCUGAUGGCACCACGAGGGACCACUUCCUGCACUGGAUUGAGGCGCUCUCCGACAGGCAGACACCCUCCUGGCUGGGACUUCCCAACAACGCGGAAAAGGUUCUGCUCACCACAAGAGGAACGGACCUGGUCGGCAAGCUGCUCAAGAUGCAGCAACUGGAGGACGACGACGAGCUGGCCUACUCCAGCGAGGAGGGCCUGGACCAGACGCGCGAGUCUCUCGGGGACGGCGGCCCGUCCUUGAUGGACAUGCUGAAAGAAUCGGCCGAGUCCAUGGAGGAUCUGCUGCAGCAGCUGUCCACGAUGCGGCCCAUUGUCGAGGAGCCCAUCAAGGACCCCCUGUGCCGCUACUUCGAGCGCGAAGUCAACUCGGCCGUCAAUCUGCUUCGCGACGUGGUCUGCGACCUGCAGGUCAUAGGGCGCGUUUGCCGGGGCAAGAAGAAGCAGACCUACCACCGCACCAUGCUGAGCGACCUGGUGAAGGGCAUCAUUCCGCCCAGCUGGCGCCGCUACACGGUGCCCGACGGCUGCACCGUCAUCCAGUGGCUCAAGGACUUGUGCUCGCGCGUCGCGCAUUUGAGUCAGGUGUCGCUGCUGAUGUCGGAGGGCGGCGCCGAGAAGGUCAAGACCCACCCCGUGUGGUUGGGCGGCCUGCUCAACCCAGAGGCCUACAUCACCGCCACGCGGCAGUGCAUCGCGCAGGCCAACAGCUGGUCGCUGGAGGAGCUGGUCCUGGACGUGACCAUCUGCGACGGCCAGCAGGCCAGUCAGCUGCCCAACGAGUGCUUCCGCGUGACGGGGCUCAAGCUGCAGGGCGCCUACUGCAAAAACAACCAGCUGCUGCUGGCCACCACCAUCAUGACAGACUUGCCCACCACGCUGCUGCGCUGGGUGCGUGUGGCGCCCGGCACCGAGGUGCGCUCCUCAAAGCUGUCCCUGCCCGUGUACCUCAACUCGACGCGCACGGAGCUGCUGUUCACAGUGGACCUCAACCUUGCCCCCGGCCAGAACCAGCACAGCUUUUACGAGCACGGUGUCGCCGUGCUCACGUCGACGGCACUCAACUGAAUUUGUUCACCUCCGUUUGGAAUGAGGCUUUUAGUCAUGUUUUUUAUUAUGCAACUUAUUUUUGUGUAUUUUAAUUCUAUUUUAAUUUUAUUUAAUUUUAUUUAAUUUUAUUUACCUUGUAAGUAAGCCUAAGCAGAAUUCAAUUCUUCAGUACAUGGUGGCCAAUUCUGAAUAAAAACGAUUGUCAACUCUUUUUUAAAACUUUCUGCAUUUUGAAGAAACCAGGACCAUUUCUUUUGUGAUGUAUUGUUUCAAUGUUUGACCUUGAAUAUUAAUGUGUGAUAAAAUGGACUAUUAGGUUCUGAACAGUUUUAUAUAUUCAAUGUUUC
Molecule: messenger RNA, 10666 nt
Organism: Thrips palmi
Lineage: Eukaryota; Metazoa; Arthropoda; Insecta; Thysanoptera; Thripidae
Product: dynein heavy chain, cytoplasmic-like
Exons: 22
Coding region: 258-10337 (3359 amino acids)
Biological process (GO): microtubule-based movement
Cellular component (GO): dynein complex
Molecular function (GO): dynein intermediate chain binding; ATP hydrolysis activity; dynein light intermediate chain binding
Source: RefSeq, a predicted model, not a curated record